GGGGGAGACCCUUGGUCACCCAACAGUAGAGGAACGUCACGGCUAACAACCCAUCUCGUUCUGCGAGACAGUCCACUAGAGAUGAUUCGAGGAAUAUGGAUUCGGAAUGGGUCCACGAUAGGUUCGAAGAAAGCCAUUCCAACAACCGGCCUCGAAACCCCCGCCGCCGCUCCCCGGGUCCCUCAUCACGUGACGAUGUCCGUGGCGCCAAGAUCAAGGUCGAGAACCUGCACUGGGAUCUUAGCAAGACAGACCUGGAGGGUCUCUUCGGCCGGAUCGGACCUCUCGUCAAGGUCGAACUCAUCUACGACCGUGCUGGACGCUCGGAAGGGCUUGCCUACAUCACCUACGAAGAAUACCAGGAUGCCAAGGAGGCCGUCCGGGAAUUUGACGGUGCGAAUGCCAAGGGUCAGCCCAUUCGAUUGAGCAUUAUGCCAUCCGGCCCUCGACGCAACCCCUUUGAUACGGCCCAGUUGCCCGGACGCUCUCUAGCUGACAGAAUCACUGCUCCUGGUGGCCGGUCUCGUUCGUACUCGCCAGAGGUUGAUCGCGGCAUCGAUCGUUAUGUGCCUGCUGGUGGGAGAAGAUCGCGCAGUCCCAUCUCUCGAGGGCGCAGGGGUGGAAGACGACCAGGCCAACGACGUGAAGGAGGUCCCCAGAACCCGAGAGAAGGCGGCGAUGGCGGCGAGCGAAAGGGACGUCAAGGGAAGCCAAGGAAGACUCAGGAAGAACUUGAUGCUGAAAUGGCCGACUACUUUGGCACUGGAAACGAUGCCCCUGCGGCACAGGCUUCCGAAACCCCGGCCGGCGGCGACGACGUGGACAUGAUCGAGUAGAUAUUGUAGGGCACAUUCCGAUGAGAUACAUGGGCGGCACGGUGGAUCACAUGGUGGACAAAUCGCUUCAGAUCGCAGGAGUGGCUCAAAAACGAGAAAAGAGUGCAGAACAUAGAAUGACAGACCUCUUUUGCGCCGACCACAUAUUCAAGACCGCGCGUUCACCCAUGGUUACGUCAAACCUCUGAAAAGGGUCCGUUAUCUGGGGCUUGGGUCGGCAACAACCAUGAAACUCGACGUCUUGAUCUAUGCCCACACGGACUAGACUUCCCGCGACUACAAACCAUGAACUCCGAUUCGCAGGAAAUUUUCAUCCUCGUCAAUCCUCUUUCGAAUAUCGCCGUUCUUCAGCUCGUCCAAGUCCCACUCUGACCAUACAUAUCUGCCAUGCAAGAAUCUAGCC
Molecule: messenger RNA, 1239 nt
Organism: Truncatella angustata
Lineage: Eukaryota; Fungi; Ascomycota; Sordariomycetes; Amphisphaeriales; Sporocadaceae
Exons: 4
Coding region: 96-836 (246 amino acids)
Biological process (GO): mRNA export from nucleus
Cellular component (GO): nucleus
Molecular function (GO): mRNA binding
Source: RefSeq, a predicted model, not a curated record